This is a messenger RNA of Plasmodium coatneyi, 1282 nucleotides long. Its product is annotated as Ribonucleotide reductase small subunit. The coding region runs from base 275 to 1282 and encodes 335 amino acids. Gene Ontology annotation, biological process: deoxyribonucleotide biosynthetic process. The record is from RefSeq and is a predicted model, not a curated record. NCBI's taxonomy places the organism in Eukaryota, Apicomplexa, Aconoidasida, Haemosporida, Plasmodiidae. The transcript is spliced from 5 exons. Gene Ontology annotation, molecular function: oxidoreductase activity.
AUGCAUAAAUGAAAAGUAAAGGGCACGCAUUUUAAAAGUGCAAAAUGUUUCGGAAAAUGUUCCAAAGGGAAGAAUAACAAUUUGGAGAAACGUUUAAGUGGAAAUAUUUUAUUGUAAAAAGUAUUGUCUCUUCCGCUUUCGCGUUUUCUCUCUUUUUUCCUGUUUUUCCUUUUUUUUUUUUUUUCCACGCACAGCCUUGUUUUAUUUUCCGCAAUUUUGUUAGAACACAAACUCAACGUUGACUAAGAGAAUACCUUUUUAGCGCGUCACAAAAAUGGACAAAGAGCAUUAUCACGACCAGGAAGUUCUCCUGGAUGCCCAAAACAAUGACGACAUUCUGAAGGAGAACCAGUUCAGAUGGGUUAUGUUCCCCAUCAAGUACAAAACGUUCUGGAGUUACUACAAAGAGAUAGAAUCCCUCUUCUGGACAGCCGAGGACUACAACUUUGAUAAGGACAAGAAGUUCCUGGAGAGCAUUGACAAGAGUAUGCUCGUGAAGCUGCUCGAGCUGAUAUGUUUCUACAGUCUAAAGGACCUCCACGUAUAUGAGGAACAAGCUCUGAUAACGAGCAAAAUGCUGGACAUCAUUCAGAUCCCGGAAGGACGCGCCUUUUACGGCUUCCAAAUGUGCAUGGAAAAUAUCCACGACGAAGUGUAUGCAUGCAUCUUCGAAACGUACAUCCCAGACGCCAAGCAAAAACGGGCCAUCAUCAACAAAGUCAUACAGCUAGACAGUGUGUUGAAGAAACAAAAAUGGCUAACCGAAUUGUUCGAAACAAAUAUACCCUUUUACAACAAACUCGUCCUUAUCUAUAUAUCCAAAGUUCUUUUCAACGGAACGCUAAAUAUCCUCAUUGGAUACUGUAAAGAGAAUUCCAUGCUUCCCUGUUUGUGUAAUGUCCAUGAGAAAAUUCACCGGGAUGAAUACCUACAUGGAGAUUUCUCCGUUAUGUGUUGCAACCAUUUAAAUAACAAGUUAAAAUAUGAAAGCCUUUUGGAUUAUUUCAAAAUGGCUGUAAAAUUGGAGUACCAAUUUGCCAUAGAAAUGCUGGAGCUGUCCGUUUUGAAAAUAAAAAAGGAACAGGUGAAGUCUUUUCUGGAGUACCUAGCGGAUACUAUGCUCGUCAAUUUGAAGCACCCCAAGUAUUUUAAUUCCAAGUACCCCUUCACCUGGCCUGAGUUUAAUAAGAUCGUGGUGAGCGAGAACCAGAAGACAGAAUCUGUCAAGAAGACGGAGGAUAUUUACGGAGAGAGACAGAUCGUCCUGGACGAGGACUUCUAA